GGACAGCACGGGGCCGACGUCGCCGCGGCUGCGUCGGUACCCGACCCGACGCCCGCCAAACGGGCCAAGCUGAGGCCCAACCGCCCGGAAGGGCGGUCCAUCAUCGUCCUUUCCGCCUUCGACGGCAUCGGCGCCUCUCACUGGCUGGUCGCCAAGGCCUUCGGACGGCCUUUGCUCGCCGUCUCCUGGGAGGUCGACCGGGCAUGCAAGGCGCUGGUGCAGAAGGCCAUGCCCUGGGUGGAACACAGAGGCGACCUUAUCCGGGACUCGCCAGGGGACGUGGCCGACCUCGUCAUGGACGCCGACCCCGACGCCCUCGCCCUGAUCGUCUGGUGCGCGGCGCCGCCGUGCCAGGACUUCUCCCGGAUAGGCCAGGGAGAAGGUCAUCAGGGCGACAGGGGCAGGCUUUUCCAGGACUCCGUGGAGUUCAUGCACGAGCUCCGCGCCAGGGUCCCCAAGCACCGCUUUGGCUGCCUUGACGAGAACGUCGACGUGGACCGGGCGGCCGCCAAGGUGAUAUCCCACGGGCUCGGGGUCCAGCCGGUCUUCGCCUGCCCGUCCGAUUUCGGCUGGGUAUCCAGACCGCGCCUUUGGUGGACCAGUGAUUGGCGCCGGUCAGGGCACAACGCCACCAUGAGCGCCGGGGACGUGCCCACCCACCACUUCCUGGGCGACAUUGUCGACUUCAUCCUGGCCGCCUGGUGCGAGGGUUGGGACCCGAAGGUUUUCGGCCAUGACCUUCAGAACGCCUACCGCCAGUGGGCGGUGCGCUUCCCUGGUCACUGCGGGACGUUCCUCCCCACCGACCAGGGCGUGACCCUCUGGUUUCACUACGCCAUGUGCUUCGGGGCGGCCGCAAGCGUCUGGAACUUUAAUAGGGCGGCCGACGCCGUCCAGAUGCUCAUGCGGGCGCUCCUCCUUGUGCUCCUGGGCCACUUCGUCGACGACUUCAACGGCGCCGACGACAACCUCACGGCCGACUCCGCCCAUGGCGUCCAGCUCCACGUCGGGGCGGAAGGGGUGUGGCUCAGCCCGACUGAGGAGCGCAAGCAGAAGAUCCUGGCACAGAUCGACGAGGCGCUGGAAGCGGACAGCCUCUCACCGGACGCGGCGUCUCGCCUGGCCGGGCGCCUCACGUUUCUCUCUCAGUCGACCUUCGGCUGUACCGGGCGUGCCGCCAUCAAGCCCCUCUGCUCGCGGGCGGCGGACACC
Symbiodinium sp. CCMP2456 is the source of this 1212-nucleotide messenger RNA. The record is from the annotation of a GenBank genome assembly. NCBI's taxonomy places the organism in Eukaryota, Dinophyceae, Suessiales, Symbiodiniaceae.